CGCCUUAGCUGCGCCCUCCGAGGGCGGGAGCGUGCUGCACCCAGGAGUGGGAGCUGGGGUGGCUGGAAGCCCGGCUCCAGCCGAGUAGAGCGGCGCGCGGGGAGCUGGGGUGUUGCACGCCGGCAGGCCGGGCGGGAAAGGUGCGGCUUUGCAACAAAACAGUCGCCAGAGAUGCGGGGGCCGGCUCCCCCCACCAGUAGCUGCUGGUGGUGGUGACGAUGUCAAAUAACGGCCUAGACAUUCAAGACAAACCCCCUGCCCCUCCGAUGAGAAACACCAGCACUAUGAUUGGAGCUGGCAGCAAAGACGCAGGAACCCUAAACCACGGUUCCAAACCUCUGCCUCCAAACCCAGAGGAGAAGAAAAAGAAGGACCGCUUUUACCGAUCCAUCUUACCCGGAGAUAAAACAAAUAAAAAGAAGGAGAAGGAACGGCCAGAGAUUUCUCUUCCUUCAGAUUUUGAGCACACAAUUCAUGUUGGUUUUGAUUCUGUCACGGGGGAGUUUACAGGGAUGCCAGAGCAGUGGGCCCGCUUGCUUCAGACAUCAAAUAUCACCAAGUCAGAGCAGAAGAAAAACCCGCAAGCUGUCCUGGAUGUAUUGGAAUUUUAUAACUCAAAGAAGACCUCCAACAGCCAGAAGUAUAUGAGCUUUACAGAUAAAUCAACUGAGGAUUAUAAUUCUUCUAACACUUUGAAUGUGAAGGCGGUGUCUGAGACCCCUGCAGUGCCAUCCGUUUCAGAAGAUGAAGAUGAUGAUGAUGAUGCUGCCCCACCUCCAGUGAUUGCUCCACGCCCAGAGCACACAAAAUCUGUGUACACACGGUCUGUGAUUGAACCGCUUCCUGUCACUCCUACUCGGGACGUGGCCACAUCCCCCAUUUCACCUGCUGAGACUGAUCCCGCUCCAGCAGACGCUCUGGCCCGGAACACUGAGAAGCAGAAGAAGAAGCCUAAAAUGUCCGAUGAGGAGAUCUUGGAGAAAUUACGGAGCAUAGUGAGUGUGGGCGAUCCUAAGAAGAAAUACACACGGUUUGAGAAGAUUGGACAAGGUGCUUCAGGCACUGUAUACACUGCAAUGGAUGUGGCCACAGGACAGGAGGUGGCCAUUAAGCAGAUGAACCUUCAGCAGCAGCCGAAGAAAGAGCUGAUUAUUAAUGAGAUCCUGGUCAUGAGGGAAAACAAGAACCCAAAUAUCGUGAACUACUUGGACAGUUACCUUGUAGGAGAUGAACUGUGGGUUGUCAUGGAAUACUUGGCUGGAGGCUCUUUGACAGAUGUGGUGACAGAAACCUGCAUGGAUGAAGGCCAGAUUGCAGCUGUGUGCCGUGAGGUAAGGCCAGUGGCCAACCAGCCUGAAGCCGGAAGUGGCCUCCAUAUUCAUGCCUUGUACCUCAUUGCCACCAACGGGACCCCGGAGCUUCAGAACCCAGAGAAGCUGUCAGGCAUCUUCCGGGACUUUCUGAACCGCUGUCUUGAGAUGGAUGUGGAGAAGAGAGGUUCAGCUAAAGAGCUGCUACAGCAUCAGUUCCUGAAGAUAGCCAAACCCCUGUCCAGCCUCACUCCACUGAUUGCUGCAGCCAAGGAGGCAGCCAAGAACAAUCACUAAAACCACGCUCACCCAGCCUCGUUGUGCCAAGCCUUCUGUGAAAAUAAAUGCGUAUUUCAGAACCUGACCCUGACGCUCCCCGUUCCUUGCCUUGCUCCUCCCAUUUCCUGGUCUAGCGUGCUCAAGACUUUUAUCCUGGAAAGCCGUGUGUCCAGCACUGAAGAGAACUGCAACUGACUAAUCAGAUGACGGCCGUUUCCAAAUUAGGAAUUUCCUCUCGAUUUAUAGAUAUGAGGGUGGUUUAUGAGCAGGGGUUUAUUUGAAUUAACCUUUGGACCUUCUAUUUCUAUAUAGAAAAAUCUUCUACACCCACUUUGUGCCCACCCCUGCCCAUCAGUUCUUGAAUAUAUAAAUAUUUGGCUUUAUAACAUCAUCCGUAAUCAGUUGGGAUUUCUUUAGUGCUCGAUUUUCUGUCCAAAUACCUUAUUGUACUUGAAAAUUGGAGUACCUUGAGGAAUGCCAUGCGGGUUGAUAAUCCGCCGGGGACAUAAAGUGGCUCAUCUGGACCAUGACUUGGCGCAGCUGAUCGUGAUAUGGGCGAGAGCUACCAUGUUUUUCUUUGUGUGUGCUUCCAGCCGCUGUUUGGGAGGAUCUUGACCCAGCAGUCUUUCCCAUGCUAUUUCUUGUGAAAUGGUGUUGGCUACGUAGCAGCUUUUGACUCCCUAAAUUCCCUAGGCUGCUGCCCCCAUUCUGUCUUUGUUUAGAACAUUGAGAGGUUUCCUAGGGCACAUGCUGUAUGAGAACAAUAUGAGAAGUCGUGGGGAGGGGGGGGGAAUGUAGCUCCUUUUAGAACAAGGCUGGGCAUCACCCCGCUAUACCUAUGUGAUGUUUCAAGAACUCAACCUGUUUUUACAUUUAGGAUAAACUGCUGGAAGAUUAACUCAGAUCUUCUGAUGGCCUAAAUCUUUGGGUCAAAGAGGAGGAUCUCCAAAUCUGAGAUUCCCUGUUCCUGUUGGACUGAUCUGGUGGCCUGAGGUGAUACUCUGCCAGCCGUGAAGGGACCCUGUUUUACAAUGCAUGGCCAAGCUGUCUGCAAACGGAAACUCUUGCACCAAGUGUCAGGGAUGUUCGCUACCUCCUGCUAUCUUUGUGGUUUUGGUCUCCCCGCUGUGACGGGACCCCUGGCCUGCACUGUGGCUUGUCAUGCCGGCCCUACUGGCUACCUUGUCAGGCUCUGAGGUGCCACUGCCUCUGCAGCACAGGUUUUAUUUCCUUCAAUAAAAGGAGAUGAAAAUAG
Manis javanica (Malayan pangolin) is the source of this 2844-nucleotide messenger RNA. NCBI's taxonomy places the organism in Eukaryota, Metazoa, Chordata, Mammalia, Pholidota, Manidae. The record is from RefSeq and is a predicted model, not a curated record.